Messenger RNA from Scutellospora calospora, 469 nucleotides. The record is from the annotation of a GenBank genome assembly. NCBI's taxonomy places the organism in Eukaryota, Fungi, Glomeromycota, Glomeromycetes, Diversisporales, Gigasporaceae.
AACUUCUGAUUAUUGCGAAAAAUGUGGUGAAUAUAAAUGGAAAAAAAGAUAUGACGAUGAAUUAAAAAAAUUAAAAAAAAACAACUGUGAAGAUGAAUUUCAAUUGGAAUAUGAACCUGUGACAGUUUCAUUUCAAAAUGAUAAUGAAUACACUUUGGAACCUAGUACAAAGAUGAAAAAAUUAAGUAAAAAUAAAAUUGAUGAUAUUACCAAUCAAGCUUUUGAAUAUUAUGUAAGAGAAAAUAUUAGAGACGAUCUUGAUCCUAAAAUCAUAUUAAUAUUUCUCAUGAUCACACGAAUAACUUAUCAAGAAAUAUUAAAAUUAAAUAAUAAAAAAAUAGAAAGUAGAUAUAAGGAUUAUUAUAAAAAUCCAAGACAAAGUAAUGAUGCUUGGAGAAAUAUUGUAGACGGAUUUGUAAAGGAUUGGGAUCCUAAAAAGGCUAUGAAUUGGUUGAGUAAUCGCUAUUAA